AUGGCUCCGUUCUUCAGAUCACAGGAGUCAGACGACUUCAAAUCCACCUCGCUUGGUGAUGACCAUUACGUGAUAAACCUGGAUGAUUCAGAUUUUGUAGAACAUGAAGACAACAAGUUGGAAUUAAAGAGAGGCUUGAAGGAUCGUCACAUCUCCUUGCUUGCUUUGGCAGGAAUUAUUGGUCCUGGUAUUUUGGUGGGUGCUGCUUUGCCUGUUUCUAAUGGUCCUUUGAGUUUAAUCUUAGGUUUUGGAAUUAUUGGCUUGAUUGCUUUCUCUAUGAUUCAGAGUUUGGGAGAGUUGGCUACGCUUUAUCCGCUGGGAAGCGUAUUCUCCACCCUUGGAAACAGAUUGUUUGACCGUGCUCUCGGAGGUACUGUAGGCUGGAACUAUGCUAUCAUCUGGAUUGCUGUUUUGGCCAACGAGUACAACACCGUGGCUGCGAUUAUGAGAUUUUGGGGGCCUCAAGUGCCUUUGUAUGGCUAUGUGUUGAUCUUUUGGGGAGCGUUUUUGGCAUUCCAGUUUUUGGGUGUUGCGACAUUUGGUGAAGCUGAGUACUGGCUCGCAUUGAUGAAGAUCGUGGGAAUUUUGGCUUUCUACAUCUUCUCUAUUGUGUAUGUGUCUGGUGGUAUCAAGGGACAGAAAGCUUUUGGUUUUCAUUACUGGAAUGACCCUGGUAUGUUGGCUAAUGGCUUCAAGUCUGUGGUCAGCACAUUCGUGUUUGCUUCAACAUUUUAUUCGGGCACAGAAUCUGUCGCCAUUGCUGCCAGUGAGACUAGAAACCCAUCGAAGGCCAUUCCAACCGCUGUUAGACAGACCUUUAUCCGUAUUUUGUUCAUUUACAUGGGUCUUGCGCUUUUCUACGGUUUGACUGUCCCAUACAACUCGGACGACUUGACAGAAGGCAACAAGACAUUGAAAUCGCCUAUGACAGUGGCUAUUAAGAAUGCAGGCUGGGAGGGUGGUGCCCAUUUGAUCAAUGCGUUCAUUCUUUUGACAUGUGUAUCUGCUAUCAACAGUUCUAUCUACAUUGGAUCUCGAACCAUCGUGCACUUGGCAAACGAGGGUUCUGCGCCUCGAUUCCUUAAUAAAGUCAACAAGCAGGGAGUUCCAUACUUGGCUGUGAUUCUCUUCAAUGCGUUUGGACUUCUUUCACUCAUGAAUAUCAGCACAGGUGCUGCCAAUGCUUAUCAAUACAUUGUGAACUUGUCUGGAGUGGCCGUCUUCAUUGUGUGGGGUGCCAUCAACGUGUACCAUAUCCGGUUCAGACAAGCCUGGAGGUUCCACGGUCGGUCGGUGAGUUCCCUCCCAUACAAGGGAUUGUGGUAUCCAUACUUGCCAAUUUUUGGUAUCGUCAUUAAUGUGUUUCUUGCCUUGAUCCAAGGAUGGUCGACCUUCAAGCCGUUCUCUGCCAAGGAUUUUGUGGACGCUUACAUUCUUCUUCCGUUUUUCUUUGUUCUAUUCGGAUUUCUUAAGUUGGUGAAUCGGACGAAAUGGAUAAGGUUGGAAGAGAUUGAUCUUGACGAGGGUCGCAGAAAGGAUUUGGAUCCACAUUGA
This is a messenger RNA of Sungouiella intermedia, 1554 nucleotides long. Lineage: Eukaryota; Fungi; Ascomycota; Pichiomycetes; Serinales; Metschnikowiaceae. The record is from the annotation of a GenBank genome assembly.